Molecule: messenger RNA, 1450 nt
Organism: Brachypodium distachyon (stiff brome)
Lineage: Eukaryota; Viridiplantae; Streptophyta; Magnoliopsida; Poales; Poaceae
Exons: 2
Coding region: 197-916 (239 amino acids)
Source: RefSeq, a predicted model, not a curated record
CAACAGAAACUGGAGGGCACGCCUCUCAUAAAAGCCAAACCCAGCGAGCUCCUUGCCUUUCUCCGGUUCCCCUUCCCCACCCCCAUCGGCCGCCCACCACUGGGACCCGAACCCACGGGGUCCCCCGAUUCAGCCCACUCCCGCAUGCGCGCGCCUCCUCCCUGAGCCCCCACUCCCCUCGCCGGAGCGCGCCACCAUGGAUGAGUACCGGCCGCGCGUGUCGCCGGCGACCGAGCGGUUCGUCGGGCUGUUCUCUUCGCCCUCGUCUUCGCCGACGGAGCCGUCGUUCGUCGCUGGGGAUGAGUUUCACGAGGACGACUUCCUGUUCUCGUCCGGUCCCGCCGCCGCCUCGGACGCGCCGCCCGAUGGGUUAGGGAGCCAAAGGGUCCCGCACAGCCACCUCGGCCUCCUCGCCGCGCUGCACGAAGGGGACAAGAGGCUCCUUGUCCGCCGCGGCAGCGGGGCCGGCGGGGUAGCGGCGUCUGCGGCCGCGGCAACCGCCGGGACCCUACUCCGUCGCAAGGCGACCAUCGCGGCCGCCGCCUCAGCAUCUGGCAAGUCGCCAUCGCCCACCCUUUCCCCGAACUCCGUUGCGUGGGCUAUCCCGGCGAUCCCGAGGCCCAAGAGCCGGGAACAGGCCCCGCAGUACCACCAGUCGGCUCCAGUAAAGGUGCCCGUCCGUCCGCCUCUGAAGCCGGCAAUGGACAGGUGGGACGAACUUGACGACGAUGACGAGCUCCGGCACGGGGAUGCCGCCAUGCUGCCCCCGCACGAGAUGGUCGCGCGCGCGUCCGCUGCUGCCACGGGGCCGUCCGCCCCGUUCUCGAUGCUCGAGGGCGCCGGUCGCACGCUCAAGGGCCGAGACCUGCGACGGGUGCGUGACGCCGUGCUCCGGCAAACAGGGUGGCUCGACUGAAUCCGGCGAGGAAUUUUUAGGAACUUCGGGAAGCCCUUGAACAUAUGAAUUUCUUUUUAUUUGAACUAUUGCAUGCAUCAGAGUUCAGAACUUGAAUGCUUUCGGAAAGCUGAAAUCGAGAUGCUUUCUAUCCAGGAGAUUUUGAGCGAAGUGAAGAUGGUUAAAUUGAUGCAUGUUGCAGAGUCAGUAUUCAUUGUGAGUUCUGUACAACAGUCUUUAUGCUUGCUGUUGGUGUUCAAGAAGAUGAUAGGGGGGAUUUAGGCCUGGUGCUUGAUGUCGAUAACAAUAGUGUUCUGAGACGAUUUGGUUAGAUUUGGACUGUGAACCACUUUCUUCCACUUCCAGUGAUCCUUAGUUGCGGAAAGUUGGUUCUGUUGCCCUUUUUUUAGCUUUAUUCCUUUGUGCUCCUCUUUCCCAUUGUCAAUUCCAAACUUGCGCUGCAGUGCUCUAGUCAAUUGCUGGUUGGAACCUAUUCGCCAUACCAGUUCAAGGAUCAGUACAAUGGCUCACAGCCUCACACCAAUUGAACUUGCA